Molecule: messenger RNA, 3671 nt
Organism: Exserohilum turcica Et28A
Lineage: Eukaryota; Fungi; Ascomycota; Dothideomycetes; Pleosporales; Pleosporaceae
Exons: 1
Coding region: 163-3318 (1051 amino acids)
Cellular component (GO): intracellular membrane-bounded organelle; membrane; cytosol
Molecular function (GO): calcium ion binding; zinc ion binding
Source: RefSeq, a predicted model, not a curated record
CCGCGCCAUGACGAGUUGCAACCGAUGGCUGCGGUGCUGCUGGUAGGCGUCUCCUGCCAUGAGCCCUCCCCAAGACCGACUUCUCGCAUUUCGACCCUGUGGCCCAUUGUCCCAUCCUCGCUCGUCUGCUAGGCACGAUUUCGGGCCCUCUGCCGCUCGAGCAUGACGGCAUCAACUCCCUCGACCGUCUCCCGCUAUGCGCCCGCCGUACUUUUUCUCACUGGAGUAUCGGCUGGCUAUGCGGCCUACGUCAUCUACAACUCGCUCCAGUCGUCGGGCCCAGGCGACGGCCUCCACCGCAGCAAUGCCGUGCGCAGACGGCGCCCGCGAGACUCGCCAGCGGCGGCGGCGCUGCCUGUCAACGACCAGGACAUUCCGGUGCUGGGCCAGCAUGACGUGCUGGGCACCCGCGUGCUGCUCGACCCUCACAACCUGAUCACGCCUGCCGAGCUGCGCAACAUCAUCCUCAGCGCCCAGCCAGACGCCAGCCAGGACACCGUCCAUGUCAUCACAGAGCGCACGUACGAAGAGUUCUUCGACCGUCUGCUGGUCGUGCACUCGCCCGACCGUGCCCUCUCGCCGCCCGAGGUCGAUGCCCUGCGAACCUGGCUGAACGACCGCAAUCCAAACAACACAGCACUGGGCCGCGAUGCCCUGGCGCGCGCUGCCACCAGACAUGCGCAGAUAUACGUGCCCAUGGGCCCCCUUGGGCUGGACGGUGCCGAGAGUGUCGCGCCUACAGAGCUGUCCCUCGGAAGCGAAGAGGACCACGACGACGAUGCUAUUGACCCCGAAGGCCAAACCCUCCAGCGCACCCUGUACCACAUUGCCGAAGACCGCGCAAGGCUCGAAGGUGUGAUACAUCGCGGCAUCACGUGCAACGGCUGCGACGAGAAGCCCAUUCGGGGAACCAGAUGGCACUGCGCAAACUGCCCAGACUUUGAUUUAUGCUCCAAUUGCGAAGCAACAAACUCGCACUACAAGAACCACAUCUUCUACAAGAUCCGCGUCCCUGCCGGCUAUCUCAGCCUGCAGAAACAAGAACCCAUUUACCCGGGCAAGCCUCACAUGAUGAACCUUUCCAUCGACUCGGCACUGAAGAGGCGCCUGGUAGCCGAGACAAAAAUGGAAGCCGAGGAGAUUGAGGCCUUGUGGGAUCAGUUUACUUGUCUUGCAGGCACCGAGUGGACCGAAGACGCGACGGGCGUGGGCUGGGCUAUUGACCGACGCGACUUUAACCACGCAUUCGUACCACGCUACAACGGCUUCGUCGCCCAACCCAAUCUCGUCUACGAUCGCAUCUUUGCCUACUAUGACACGGAUAAGAAUGGGCUCAUCGGCUUUGAAGAGUGGAUCAAAGGACUCGAUGGCAUGCAUACCGCCGACACGGAUGCCAAGGCCCGGUUUGUCUUUGACGGCUAUGACAUUGAUGGAGACGGCUACAUCUCGCGCAAGGACAUACUACGCAUCUUCCGCGCAUACUAUUCCAUCGAGAAGGAGGCCACGCGCAACUACAUCAUGGAGCUGUCCGAAGAAGUGACUGUCCGCAGUGCCCUGGAUACGAUUCGGUCCAGUCAGCCGCUAGGCUCUGCAUUCCCGCCCCGAAGCAUGAAUGCCUCCAACGCAAGCAACCCCCGUCUGCGCCUAAAGCAAGAGAAUGGCGCCAACGCAGCCCCACCAGUGGUCGACCGCAACACUGAUGUCGCAGAACGAGACGAGAUUCUCAGGACCACUGACCUCCACCACAUUGCGCCUGAUGAAGCAACCGAUGAGCAACAAGCCAAUAUCUUGAACCGAAGAUGGGCCCGUAGGCAAUACUAUUUAGACGAAGAGGAGGGCUUUACAAGACCCGAGGGGGCUGAUGCUCAGAGUGACCCCGAAGACUUGGCUCCGUCUGGUGAGCCCGCAGACUCGAGUGAAGAACGCCUUCGAAACAGAGGCUCGCGUUCCUCAUCACGCGUCCGCUUCCAAGAUGAUGUCGAGCUAGAAACUCGAUCCAAUGCCUCAUCCUCAAGACCCUUUGGAGAGCGUUGGGGUGGAUACGAGAUACCCGAACCCGAGCAGGACCUUGGCAAGGAAGUACUGUACCAGGUCACACAGCAAGGGUUCAAUGAACUGCUCAACCCGCUGUUCCUCGAGAAAGAGGACAUGGCCAUGGACGCACACGAGACGCGCGCCGAGCGCCGAGCAAAGGCGGCUGCAAUCAAGUAUAUGACUACAUAUCUCUUCACAGUCGGUAAGGCCGACGUCGAAGCCAUUCUUCAUGUUGGCAUCUUUCGGUUCUCCAAGUGCAUGGUAGAUAAGUUCUGCCGAGCGCUAAACAAUGGGCAAACGCAUAUUGAACGCCUUGCCCGGGAUCCCAACCAUAGCGGACCACGCACCGAAAAAGAGGCUCGCGCAGCAAUAGAACAAGUCUACGACUCGGUCGAGGCCAAGGUCUUGGGCUCUGUCAAAAAUCCAAAGGCAGCAAAUGCUGACAAUGUGGCGAUAUGGAACAUGUUCCUAUGCAAGCGUCAGCUUCGGGAAGAAGCAAUCAAUGCAGCUUUAUCCUGUGCAGAUAUGAAAGGGUUGCUGUCACGCCAUGUUCCAAGUCAAGGUCCAAUCGCCGAUUACAAGGACCCUACCAUGCCCCAGUUUCGGCCGGAUUCUCUCGCCCAUCCACCGACAAACGCGCAUGCUGGCUCGUGCAGCUCUUCAGAGACGGGCGUAGCUUCGGACACUGAUGAAUCUUCGCUGUCAGCAUCUGAGGAUACAGAUCUCGGGCGAUGCUUUUUUGUAUGCGCAACCCGCGACGGAUUAGAACGAUACCCAGGAAGACAACAGUUUACGGAUGGAGCGUCAGCAUCGGAAUCCGGCUCUCUCUCGACACCUGCUGCAGCUGGCGAUCUCGCUGAGCAGCCUGCUGAAACGGAGCCGUCGUCGCCCCCUGCCGAGCCGCGCCCGGAAGAAGCAAAAGAAGACAAUUUUGCAGUCAACUGGCGCUGGUACACCGAUAUCCCAGAGUUUCACUUUCUCUUCACCCAUAACUCGGAAGGAAUAGAUGCCGUUCAGUGCGCGAGCAACCAAAUCAGCCACUCGACAGAUCCAUACCACCCCGAGACCAAUCAACUCCGACCAUUGCAACGCUCGAUCCGCCAAAUAGCCAUGAGCACUAGAUCUCCUUUGCAUGUCAUCAUGCUGGCCAGUCUGGAGAGCGUCGAGCAAGAGAUGAGCGAUCGCAAGGGCGGCGGCCUGGUCAACUUUGAUGAAUUUGCAGAGCAUUUGAGGCAAGGCCAGCUGCGUUUUCUCGAAUCGUGGAUGGACUGGGUGAGUAUGUAAGGGGCAAGAUUGAGUCAUGCCUUUUACCCAGCCCGUCUCAUGCAGAGCUGGCCUCACAACCAUGAUUGCCCAAGAUCUAGCUUGUUUCAAGCUGGAGCUCAUGCAUCCGUUAUCUUGAAAUCCAAUUAACAAUGCUCUAAUAGUACAAAGAUGUCCUCCCAGGUUUCCUCGCGAUAGCCGCCGACGUAUUCGAGGUGGGCGUUACAGACGGUUCAUGGAUACGACAAGCCGAUUCUUAGGUCUAGUCGGUUGAAGCCGCUCGAUGCGUCCAUCGGAAGAAAACCCAUGUAAACGUUGUUUGAUGCAGUAAUGGAGGGAAGAAGGGAAAAAAAGCUUUGGCUGUUGUUGAGCUG